CGCCAAUUCUGGAUGAUUGGAAGCAAGGCAUCAUUCGCUUAUUUAGCAAUUCAUCAUACUCACAUCCGACCAUUCGCAUCCAAAGUUGCACGAGGCUGCCUCUGCAAUUGCUUUAUUCGCCCGGCAAAGCACGACGAAUAUUCUUAGAGCUCACCUGAAACAGGGGAAUCUCGAUCUGACCCUGCAACAUAAAGGAACUCGUCCACGUACUCGGCAGUUUGUUGAAGUUGUCAACAUCAAAUCAACGAACGCGGGAUUUCAACGUCAUUCUUUGCCCAGACCAAGAAAACCCAAACAUUUCAAACUCGAUCGAUCUUUCUUGCCGUACAAUCUGAUAAUACGAAAAUAGCCAAGGCAGGAACAUCCAUCCCUUGAAAGCGACGGUAUUCACACGACCUUUCGCUUCACAUUUAACGACAACAUCACAACCUCACUCGCAGUCAACAGUCACCCCUACUUAUUCCGUUGCAAGUCCAUCAAACAAAACUUCAACUUGGUCACUCAUUUUCCAACCCCCCAUCACUCUAGACCACAACGACUGUCUCAAGUCUUUUUACCGAUAAAACCGGCGCCGCUCCCCAGGACUCGUCUGCCUCUUCUGGGGAAUCUUCCACCACGUCCACACCCAAGCGUCCGUCAAUCUUCCAACGACUCCAUUUACAUCCUGGGAGAAGAUCCAAGACAACCCCGAAUCUUACCAUUCGACCUACGACUUCCUCAUCCCUGCCGCCUCUCUCCACCGACGUCGUCACCCGAGCUGGGCCCGGCUCAUCUCAUUCCAAUGCCGCCACAAUCGCCGAGAUAACUCAAACCAUGCCACAAUCUUUGAGCAUCAGCAACCCACCGUCGGGGCCCGUGAAGCGGCAGAGGUCGUCGCAGGAAUUGGCCAACAAUGCUGCGGCUGGGUCGUCAUCGCUAUCUGCUUCAAGGUCUUCGAACGAAUCGGCCGGUGAGAGCGCCAACUCCAGUCGACAGAAUCUCAUCAAGGUACCGGCGUACCUGGACAAGGAUCGAGCAAAGAUCACGGCUGCUUUUGCGGAUAUAGGAUGGAAAGAGCGAUUUCGCUUGCAAGAUGCCCUUACGAACGAGUCCUCUCCGUUUCGCCUCGAUCGGUCGGUCGCUGUCAUAAGUCGCAAUCGUUACGGAAACGUCCAGCCUUGGGAUUCGUCAAGAAUCAGGCUGAGGAAGCCCAUCGGGGGAUCGGACUAUGUCAAUGCUUCACCCAUCAGACUCUCCGACCGCCUAAUCCAGGACAAGAUUCGCAAGGGACACAGUCCUUCGCGGGGCCAUGAGAAUAAUUCACCUGACGGUUCCUCCGACGCUGUGUAUUGGUAUAUCGCCACACAAGGUCCGAAAGAAGGCCAGUUUUCCCAUUUUUGGCACAUGGUACUGCAAGAAACCACGGGGGAUGUCGGGGCGAUUGUGAUGCUCACUCAACUAUACGAAGGUGCAAAGGAGAAAUGCGCACAAUAUUUCCCCUGGGAUAUGCAAAAUCCCACACUCAAACUCCCCGCACACGAAGAAAGCGAAGAAAGCAAAGAAGACGCUGCUGGAGAUAGCGCAAGCGAUGGUGACCCUUUCUUCGAUUCCCCUAAAGUGAGCGCCGAUACUGAUAGUUUGGGAACAGAUUCCGGGUCUGCAGACUCAAAUCCUCAGAAGGAUGACGCCGAUGGAGUGGAAGGUCAAUGUGGCACCGUGACAUUGUUGUCCAUCAAUUAUGAUGCAAAGAUCGGGUGUGAAGUUCGACAGUUGCAGUUGACCAUCGGAGACGAAUCGAAAGUCAUUUAUCAUUAUUUGUUCAAUGGCUGGCCAGAUUUCGGAAAACCAGAAGCCGAAGACCGCCGGGCACUACUUGAAUUGACCAAGAUUUCCAAGAGGGUAGCAGGAGAUUCUCCACGGGUCGUUCACUGUUCAGCUGGGGUUGGUCGGACCGGCACUUGGAUAGCUCUGGACUUUCUCCUCCAUGAACUAGACUCUGGCCGACUUCUCGAGGCACCCUCAGACUAUAUCACAGCCAAACCCGCUCCGAAAUCAAAUGGCACAUGGGGUAGAAGUGGACCGCCUAAACCCACGACCCCCGAUUUCGUGGAGGAAGCAGAUCUAAUCUGGGAGACAGUCAACACUUUGCGCGAGCAACGAAUGAUGAUGGUCAUGAAUGAAGUGCAAUACAGCUUCCUCUAUGAAGUGCUGAAGGACGCCUUCAUCGAAAAGUAUGGGGCAAAGGAAACCGGACCGGUCGUGUCCGAAGCCCAAGAACCCAGCCCGAAAGUGGCGCGUAAGAAAUCGCCAUUCGGUGGGAUGUUCGAGGGCACCAGAGUUGGUAAGGUCAAGAGUGUAGAGGACACUGUGUCAGAGGGUGGAGGAACAUCAGACGCAGAGACUGAGAUUCUGGAGAAGGAGAGGAAGGAAGCCGACGCAGAAGCCGAAGCUGAAGCAGAAGAUCCUUAUGCAGCUGUUGCUCCGGAAAAGAUCAGGGAGGGACAGAUGAAGCAAGAGCAAAACGAUGUCAAGGAGCAUGAAGUACAGUGAACCAAAGCAAGGGUGGCUGUGUCACCGAGGGGGUUUACCAUGGUAAAUGCGGUCUAUCAAGCGUAAGUUGCAUGCAUCGGGACUCAUCAUUACUGCAUGGCUUGCGAUGGUUUGCUUCGGACUGGGGGGUUGUUGGUGAACUACGAAUACCUGGGCUGUGCUUCCCGGUUGGACAAGCCAGAAGUGCUUGCUGAUGAGGGUUUGUCCAUGACAGAGAAUGGGCACAAUCAUGUUGUAUUUUGUCUUGAUUGUAUAGGCACGGGUAGUUGGAAAGAAUGCAAGCAAUAGUGCGCUCUACAA
Exophiala oligosperma is the source of this 2829-nucleotide messenger RNA. RefSeq lists its product as uncharacterized. Bases 814 to 2529 code for a protein of 571 amino acids. The transcript is spliced from 2 exons. Gene Ontology annotation, biological process: protein dephosphorylation. Lineage: Eukaryota; Fungi; Ascomycota; Eurotiomycetes; Chaetothyriales; Herpotrichiellaceae. The record is from RefSeq and is a predicted model, not a curated record. Gene Ontology annotation, molecular function: protein tyrosine phosphatase activity.